CUCGGGUCCUUCCUAGCAGCGCCGACCCGCAGAACCAGCAGCAGCAAAGCUGGCGCCCAGCUCUGCGCAGACAGCUGCAUGUCAAGCCAGCACCCCGAGCCUCUUCCUCGCCGGGUAAAGAGAAGCUUGUUUCUUCCAAGACGAAACGCCACUGAAAAGGGGCCAGUCGCUGCUUAGCUCCACCUCCGCUUCUCUACCGGAUCACAUGAGACGUCUCCCAGACCGGAUCUAGGCUUUUCAGGCGCUUCAGUGGAUUUGCGGGCGACGUUGCGAGUGUGGCUUGCCAAGAUGUCUGGGAUGAAGAGCUGAGCAGCAUCCCCUUGGGAAGGGGUCGUUUUGGUGGCUUUGAUUAUCGGGAGGAAGUUGUGAUCCUGAGGUUUCCUUGUCUGCGUGCCUGGAAUAGAAUCCAAUAAUCUUCUUUUAUCAGUAUGGACGUGUAUGUCUGGGAGCCUUUCUGACUUGCAUUGUUAGUGACCACCUGAGAUGACAUUCCCCUUCAGCUGCCUCCAUGACUGAUGUGCCUGCAAGGGGGUGAGACCAUGGCUGGAUCUCAAGUGAAUCGGUCUGAACUAUUGUAAGUCCAGCCAUGGCAGAGAGAAGCCACGAGUGUCGGGAGCAAUGCUGGAGAAUAAUCAAGAAGAGGCUGCCAGUGCUAAGGUGGCUUCCCAAAUAUUCUCUGCAAUGGCUGCAGCUUGAUCUCAUUGCUGGACUGACGGUGGGAUUGACUGUUGUGCCACAAGCUCUUGCCUAUGCUGUAGUGGCUGGCCUCCCAGUGCAGUAUGGCCUUUAUUCCUCCUUUAUGGGCUGCUUCAUCUAUUGCCUUUUGGGGACCUCAAAAGAUGUAACACUGGGCCCUACAGCUAUCAUGUCGUUGCUGGUCUCGUCCUACGCAUUCCAUGACCCUGCCUAUGCCGUCCUGCUUACCUUCCUCUCAGGCUGCAUCCAGUUAGCUAUGGGGCUACUGCAUCUUGGUUUCCUCCUGGACUUUAUCUCCUGUCCUGUCAUCAAAGGCUUUACUUCAGCUGCUGCAGUCACCAUUGGCUUCAAUCAGGUCAAGACACUCCUAGGCCUGCAGAAUAUCCCACGGCAGUUUAUCCUCCAGGUGUAUUACACCUUCUGCAGUAUUGGGGAGACAAGGGCUGGGGAUGCUGUUCUUGGGCUUUUGUGCUUGAUCACCCUUACAGUGCUGCAACAAAUGAAAAACAGCAUCCCUAGAGCCUACUGGAUGGAAAGGCUGUCUGUCAGGAUCAGCUGGCUAGUUGUCUGGACAACAGCUACAGUCCGUAAUGCUCUUGUGGUCCUGUUUGCUGGUCUCAUGGCCUACUCAUUCCAAGUGAUUGGCUACCAGCCAUUUACCCUCACAGGGACUACACCCCAGGGACUUCCACCCUUCCAGCUACCUCCAUUCUCCAAGGUCACACCCAAUGGGACUGUCUCUUUUGGAGUGAUGGUACAGAAAAUGGGAGCUGGUUUGGCUGUGGUGCCACUCAUGGGACUGCUGGAGACUGUUGCUAUUGCAAAAGCAUUUGCCUCUAAAAAUGUCUACCAAAUUGACCCCAAUCAGGAGCUGUUGGCCAUGGGUUUCACCAACCUCCUAGGAUCCUUUGUCUCAUCCUAUCCUGUCACAGGUAGCUUUGGCCGGACAGCAGUGAAUGCUCAGACUGGUGUGUGCACUCCUGCUGGGGGACUAAUCACAGGGGCCCUGGUGUUACUGUCUCUAGCCUACCUUACCUCUGCCUUUUACUACAUUCCCAAGGCUGCACUGGCAGCAGUCAUCAUCUGUGCUGUAGCUCCUAUGUUUGAUGCCAAGAUCUUCUACACAUUAUGGCAGGUUAAAAGGCUGGACCUGGUGCCCCUGUGCGUGACAUUCUUCUUCUGCCUCUGGGAGAUACAGUAUGGAAUCAUAGCAGGGGUGCUGGUCUCGGGGAUUCUCCUGCUCUACCCCAUUGCCAGGCCACGGAUAAAGGUCUUGGAGCAUGAGACAGUGUACAUACAACCAGCCAGUAGUCUGUAUUUCCCUGCCAUUGAGUGCCUUCGGGAUAUUGUGCACAAACGGACUCUGUCAGAGUCUCAACUGCGCAAUGUCAUUCUGGAUUGUAGUCAUGUCAGCAACAUUGAUUACACAGUGGUCUUGGGCCUGUCAGACUUGCUCCGGGAAUUCCAGCAUAGGAGACUCUCUCUAGUCUUUGUCUGCUUGCAGGCUCAUGUACUCCAAGUCUUGCUGGCUGCUGAUCUGGAAGGAUUCUAUCAUUUCCCUAGCCUGAAGGAUGCAGAGGAGUGUCUUGAAGAAGAACUGUGUGGUGCCAGUGAAGCCUUGUUUGAUGGCAGUGACAGCCUGCUGCCAACAUCUGGGAUCAUCCAGUGAGGAUGCAGAA
Molecule: messenger RNA, 2375 nt
Organism: Rhineura floridana
Lineage: Eukaryota; Metazoa; Chordata; Lepidosauria; Squamata; Rhineuridae
Gene: SLC26A11
Product: solute carrier family 26 member 11
Exons: 17
Coding region: 587-2365 (592 amino acids)
Biological process (GO): transmembrane transport
Cellular component (GO): membrane
Molecular function (GO): secondary active sulfate transmembrane transporter activity
Source: RefSeq, a predicted model, not a curated record